Molecule: messenger RNA, 538 nt
Organism: Dentiscutata erythropus
Lineage: Eukaryota; Fungi; Glomeromycota; Glomeromycetes; Diversisporales; Gigasporaceae
Source: the annotation of a GenBank genome assembly
AAACAAGGAAUUGAAGUUUUGGUAUUUGACGAAGUGAAAAAACAUACAUGUAAAGAUUAUGAUUUUAUCGCAGUUUUAUCAGGAUUAUCAAUUCAACUUUACGGGAUGAAUAAGAAAUCCUGUGAAAUAAUAAACAUACAACAUGGAAUUAAUAUAGAAAGAAAAAGUUUUUCACCGUUUAUUUUUUUCGGAUUCAAUUCUAUUUCUUUUACAACAUCAUCUGAUCCAUAUUUUAAAUCACGUAAAAAAAUAUUAAUAUCUUCGAUUAAUAAUAAUAUUGAAAGUUUAUAUCAAAUUUCUUAUCAAGAAGUUACUAGUUUAAUUAAAAAAUAUAAAUUAAAAUCAAAUUUAAAUAUAUUAGAAUUAUUAAAUGAAUAUGUUGAGAAUGUUACUAGUGAAUUUAUGUGGGAACCACGACAAAUUUUAAAUAAUAUUACACAAAUACGUAAGAGUUUUAAAGAAAUGACCCAAGAUUUGAUUGAUAAUUUCUGUGGAAAAAAUUUAAUUAAAGAUAUAGUUGAUAAGAAUCUUCAAUUGG